Messenger RNA from Brachypodium distachyon (stiff brome), 3371 nucleotides. RefSeq names its product myosin-binding protein 2. Gene Ontology annotation, molecular function: myosin binding. The record is from RefSeq and is a predicted model, not a curated record. NCBI's taxonomy places the organism in Eukaryota, Viridiplantae, Streptophyta, Magnoliopsida, Poales, Poaceae. The transcript is spliced from 4 exons. The coding region runs from base 271 to 2802 and encodes 843 amino acids.
GGCCUUUCUCUCUCAAAAGCCGAAAGCAAGAAAGCUUCAGAACAACUCAUCCAGCAUUCCAGCCAGCCAAGCCCCCCUCUGCUGUCUCACUCAUUCUCCCAGCCUUUUGAAAACUGCAACCCGCAGCCUUGAUACUUUCCUUGGUCUCCCUUGGCAGCUAAUUACCAGAUUCCAAGCACGUCGAGACCGACGGAGAGGUCGUGUUUCUCAUGUCGCCGCCGUAGCAGGGAUUACCAUCAGGCCAUCGAUCACAGAGCGCGCACGAGAGCCAUGGCGAGCAGUUGCGCGGCGGCGCUCCACAGGAGGACGCACAGGGUGACGUCGGCGCUGGCGUACGCGGUGCUGGAGUGGAUCCUCAUCGCGCUGCUGCUCAUCAACGGGAUCCUCGCCUACGCCGUCGCCCGCUUCGCGGCCUACUUCGGGCUCAGGCCCCCUUGCCUCCUCUGCUCCCGCGUCGACCAGCUCUUCGAGGCGGAGGACCACGAUGGUGGCGAUGAGGCUUCCGGUGCCGCGCGGUGGCUCCGGGUGGCCCUCUGCGGCGCCCACGCGGCGGAGAUCUCCGGGAUGGGGUACUGCGUCCACCACCGGCGGAUCGUCGCAGAGGCCGCCGACAUGUGUGAGGGCUGCCUGCCCUCUUGGAAGAAGCAGAGGAGGAACGAUGCAGAGGAGAAGGGCGCCGUGUGUUCUUGCUGCAAGGCUCCUGUAGAAAUUUCUUCACGCGAGUUGGAGGAUACAAGGGUACAAGAUCCUGUUCAUGAGAAGACAGCCGAAGAAGAAGAGGAAGACCAGGGAUAUGUUCUUCUGGAUCAAGACGAUCACGAAGAGGAAGAAGAGGAGCAGGAAGAGGUAGAAGUAGAACACCGUGAGCAGCAAAAGGAGGUGGAAGGGCAAGAACAACAAGGGGAGAAGGCGGCUGCUGUGGAGGACGAGUCCUUGGAAAUCAUGGCUCAGGCCGAAGAGAUCACUCCCCGCGACGAUCGAUUGGUGCCGGUGGUGGCACUUGAUGAGAUGACAAUUGCUGAUGAUUCAGGUGUUCGUUCGGAUGCCGUCGAAAAGGAGGGUGCCAUGAAUCAUACAGACGAUGAGUGUGAUCCAGGUGAUCUUGAUGUCAGAGUAGUUGUGGAGGAGAAGACGAUGCUGGCUUCUUCAGUUGCAACCGCGCCUGCCAUGAUCGAGAAUUCCAUUUCCCAAGAUGAUGGACUGGUUGAAGAUACAGUCAAAAUUGGAGAUCCGAGAACUGAAGAGAGCAUCGUUGUGCCUCGAGCUCCUGAAGAUGGCAACAAAUCAGCAGAGGUGGAGACUAACUGUGAGGUAUCAAUCGGAAGCGAGAUAUGUGAACAGGAGGACCAUGGCCAUGUCAAUGUCGUUCCAUUUCAAGAACUGGUGGCGCUUGAGGAGCUGUUUUCUCCAUUGUCAGAUGCAGAUGAUCGGACAUUGCCAUUGGAAACCCUCCAUUCGGUCCCAACUGAGCAAGCAAAUGAUACCGAACAAGAGGUGCCAGCCAGCCAGAGAUUAGACGACCUAUCAAAUGACCAGAACGAGGAUGGCGAAGACAAGACACCUGAGACACCCACCUACAGCUUUGCCACACAGAACUCAGGAAAAAGAUUUUUGCUUGAAAGGAAGUUGUCACUGUCCUUAUCCUUGGAUGGAAGCGUAUCAAGCGAGAUCGAGGGUGGUGAACCUCCCACCAUUGAUCAGCUGAAAUCGGCACUGCAAACAGAACGGAAGGCGCUCAGUGCGAUGUACGCCGAGCUAGAGGAAGAGAGGAGCGCCGCUGCCAUCGCGACCAACCAGACGAUGGCGAUGAUCAACAGACUACAGGAAGAGAAGGCCGCAAUGCAGAUGGAGGCGCUGCAGUACCAGAGAAUGAUGGAGGAGCAGUCGGAGUACGACCAGGAGGCACUGCAGCUGCUGACUGAGCUGGUCACCAAGAGGGAGAGGGAGAAGCAAGAACUGGAGAGGGAGCUAGACCUGUGCAAGCAGAAGGUUCUGCGCUAUGAGGACAAGGAGAGGAGGAGAAUGGCAACCUUCAAAGACAAUGUGCAUAGCUCUAACGGCAAUGGCACUUCUGUGUCAUCCAGUGGUGAGGACAGCGACGAGCAUUCGGAUGACUACUGCGAGCUGGGCGAGUCUCCGAACAACGACAGCAAUCUUCGUAGCUCGUCUGAUGCUGCUCUUAGCCCGAGGAAGGAUCAAGGAAACACCGAUCAUCUUGUCGCAUUGGAUGAUUCCUUGACAUACUUUGAGAUGGAAAGACUUUCAAUCUUGGAGGAGCUCAAGACACUUGAGGAGAGGCUCUUCACCUUAGAAGACGACGACAUCAAAGAAACCAAUGUGGGAGCUGGCCAUUCCUUAGAUGUUCAUGAGCUGUCAGAUCUCGGUCUGCAUUCUCCGGAGAAUGGUCUCACCAGCAACAAGGUGAAAUUUGAAGGUAGAAGUUCUAUCUGUAGAGGGAAGAGCCUUCUGCCACUCUUUGAUGCAGUUAGCGAUGAGAAGUGUGAUCGUACAUCAUCUGAAAGAGCAGGGGAUACAGAGGCUGAUAAUUUGACGAAACCUGUAUCUAUGUUCCAAAAAGAACAGGAGAGGUUAGCAAUAAUAGAGGAGGUUGAUCAUGUGUAUGAGAGACUGCAAGCGCUAGAGGCAGACAAGGAGUUUCUCAGGCACUGCAUCAAGUCCCUCAAGACAGGAGACAAGGGCAUGUACCUUCUUCAAGAGAUCUUACAGCAUCUUCGCGAACUCCGGAACGUGGAACUUCAUGUUAAGGAUGCCGGCGAUGUCCUUGCUGCAAAUUCAGCAUAGCAGAUGAAUCUACAUAAAUUAUUGUGAUUUAGUUGAUCGGCUUUGGUGACUCGAUUGGAAUGGUCCAAGUACUGGAUGUUGAUAUGGUCCCUUUGCAAGAUAAUUGCUUGUUUUAAGGGACGAUUUGCUAGUUUGCUUGAGUGGGGCCUGAAGCAAGUCUCCCCUUCUCUUAUGUGCUGGACCAGCAUUGCCGGCUUUUAUGAAGUGGUUGGUGGUGGCAGAAAUCAUUCGGCCGUCCAAAGCUGCACGGAGCUGAAUCAUGGUGCCAGGCAGCUCCUUAGGUGUGCGCAACACUUCAAAAGGAGAGAUAGAGAAAUAGAAAAAUGGGAAAGGUUAGUCUGAAUGGAGACGUGGGGGAUUUUUUAUUUGUUUCAUCUUCUUCUUUUGGUUAGUAUUCAGAUUUGUUUUUUGCAGAGGUGGAGAAUGUUCAUGUUUUUGCUGUACUAUCUUAUAUAUAGUAUGAAGUUGUAGGUUUGUAGCUUGUAUGGUUGGUAUGUGCUUCAUUAUUGUGCACUUUAUAUCCAGUUUUGAUGAAUCCUGUUGCAUUAGCCACGGGGUUCUUUGGUCCU